Molecule: messenger RNA, 360 nt
Organism: Pipistrellus nathusii (Nathusius's pipistrelle)
Lineage: Eukaryota; Metazoa; Chordata; Mammalia; Chiroptera; Vespertilionidae
Source: the annotation of a GenBank genome assembly
AUGAAGACAGUAGCUCUGUACAGGGAUGUAUCUAUUGGUCUUCAUCUGACAAAGAAUUUUUUAUUACGUUUAAGAAAAUAUCCACUUUCUAAAAAACAGAAUAUCCAACUAUGUCCAGCCCAUUUUGAUGGAAUUCCAGAACAAGUUCCAAUCAUUGCAAUCCCAGUAAGAUGGAAGAAAAGGGGUUGCAUGUCAUGUAGACUGUUCACAUUACAUGUAUGUAUUGCGAUUUCCUCAUGUCCCCUGCCUCUCUUGGUUCGUGAUUUCCUGAUGUCCCUGUCACUUUCCCAGAGAACUUUCCUUGAAGGUAAAAAGCUGUGCAAAAGGCAUGAGUCUCAGGCCUAUACUUUGUUUAAAUGA